AAGCACGAAACGAAACCUCCGCUCGGCAUUGAGCUGAGAGUCCAGAUUUCAGACCAGAAAGCGAGUAUCUCUCUCUCCCUCUCCCUCUCCCCUCUCUCUCUCUCUCUCUCUCUCUCUCAGUCCCACCACCAAACACCCCAUGGGCAACUUACACGGUCGCCUCCGCCACCGCGACUCUGCCGCCGAAAAACCCCCCACGCCACGCCACCACCAACCCCAACCGCCACAACCCUCCACCUCCACCACCACCACCACCUCCCCCUUCCACCGACACGCCUCCGGCACUGGUCGCGUCCUCGGUCGCCCCAUGGAGGACGUCCGCUCCACCUUCACCUUCGGCCGCGAGCUCGGCCGCGGCCAGUUUGGCGUCACCUAUUUAGUCACUCACAAGACCACCGGUGAGAAAUUCGCGUGCAAGUCGAUCGCCACGCGGAAGCUGGUCAACAAGGACGACGUGGAGGACGUGCGGCGGGAGGUGCAGAUCAUGCACCAUCUGACGGGGCACCGCAACAUCGUGGAGCUGAAGGGGGCGUACGAGGACCGGCACUCGGUGAACUUGGUCAUGGAGCUGUGCGCGGGCGGCGAGCUGUUCGAUCGGAUCAUUGCUAAGGGACAUUAUUCGGAGCGGGCUGCAGCGGAUCUGUGCCGGCAGAUUGUUACUGUGGUGCAUAACUGUCAUUCGAUGGGGGUUAUGCAUAGGGACUUGAAGCCGGAGAAUUUCUUGUUGUUGAACGCCGAUGAGGACUCGCCGUUGAAGGCUACCGAUUUUGGACUGUCUGUGUUCUUCAAGCCGGGUGAUGUCUUUAAGGACCUUGUUGGAAGUGCAUAUUAUGUAGCUCCUGAAGUAUUGCGUCGAAGUUAUGGAGCUGAGGCUGAUAUAUGGAGUGCUGGUGUGAUAUUAUACAUAUUACUUAGUGGGGUCCCACCUUUUUGGGGAGAAAAUGAGCAGGGUAUCUUUGAUGCUGUUCUACGGGGAAAUCUUGAUUUUGCAUCUGAUCCUUGGCCAUCCAUAUCCAGUAGCGCCAAAGACCUUGUUAAGAAGAUGCUGCAGAGUGAUCCUAAAGAAAGGCUUUCUGCAACUGAAGUAUUGAAUCAUCCAUGGAUCAGAGAAGAUGGAGAUGCAUCUGAUAAACCUAUUGAUAUUGCUGUCUUAAGUAGAAUGAAGCAGUUCCGUGCAAUGAACAAACUCAAAAAAGUAGCAUUAAAGGUCAUUGCAGAAAAUCUUUCUGAAGAAGAGAUCGUUGGCUUGAAGGAAAUGUUCAAAUCUAUAGACACUGACAACAAUGGAACAGUUACUUUUGAAGAGUUGAAAGCCGGUCUUCCAAAACUGGGUACCAAGCUUUCUGAGUCGGAAGUGAGGCAGUUGAUGGAAGCGGCAUUGGCUUAUUGAGUUAUGAACUCCUCAAGUGGAUGAAAUGUGGCUGAAGGUACUGAAGGCUCCUGAAUUUUUUGACGGGCAUACUCUAUGAUUCUAGAUAUAGGUGGUUACGUAUCGCAUCAGCCAUUACGUAACGGGAUUUUGAACCUCUACUACCGAUAUUUACCCAUGCAUAGGCCGUACUCGCUGGUGUCGGCCAAUGUAUGGCUGUAUAAUUGAUGCCAAUGUGUAUCCCGCUACUGUGAUUUAGUAUCCACUCAUUGCAUGGAAAUGGUGUUACUGAAAGUCUGAUUGAAAUUGUAACUCUACUAAACCACUUUUGGAGGUCCACCUCGCAGGUUCUUUAUUGCCAUUGAACUGUCAAGUUCAUGUCUCACUUCCUUGCAUUUGCUAGCUAUCUUUUGCUAUGGCCUUGGUUCACUCUCGGGACCCUCUUUGCCUUGUAGCACCUCCAACUUCAAACAAUUUGUACUUGCAGCUACAAGAUUUGUCCUUAAUGAAUGUUCUUUCAUCUUGCUCUAGAUGGUGCCUCCUGUUCUUGAUUGCUAGUAUUUGAUAUUGCAAUAAUGCUUGUUCUAUAAAACUUCCCAUUUAGUCGUAGUAAACAUUGUGACAUGUUGAGACAAGCUAGUUGAUUUGAAUAUAUUGUUAGUUUUAGCUGUUGUCGCAUGCAGCGUUGCUUCUAGAUAAAAUUGGAUUCUGUUUGCACUUUCACAAAGCUAUUG
This is a messenger RNA of Rhododendron vialii, 2103 nucleotides long. RefSeq names its product calcium-dependent protein kinase 1. NCBI's taxonomy places the organism in Eukaryota, Viridiplantae, Streptophyta, Magnoliopsida, Ericales, Ericaceae. Bases 140 to 1390 code for a protein of 416 amino acids. Gene Ontology annotation, cellular component: nucleus; cytoplasm. The transcript has 6 exons. Gene Ontology annotation, molecular function: calcium ion binding; calmodulin binding; calcium/calmodulin-dependent protein kinase activity. The record is from RefSeq and is a predicted model, not a curated record. Gene Ontology annotation, biological process: protein autophosphorylation; intracellular signal transduction; peptidyl-serine phosphorylation.